CACUUCACUAUUCCUUCCCUUAAACCCUUCUAUAAAUGAAGCACCACUCCACUCUAACCCUCCAAAUCCUUCCACUUUCUCUCCCCUCAUUACUCUCCCCCUUUCUUCACAAAAUCAUGGGCAAUCUCUCUCUUCCUCAUGCAUUCUUUCUCUCUCUUCUAGUCCUAUCACUUGCUACCUUCUUCACUGCUACUGCUACUACUGAUAAUGAGCUCAACACCCUUCCUUACGCCCUCCCCUCCUCCGCCCCUGCCGCCGCCCCCACCCACCACCACCACCACACUCUCUCUCCUUCCGCCGCCCCUUACCACCAUCACCACCACCACAACAAAUCUCACUCACCUUCCUCCGCACCCGCACCCGCACCCGCCCCAACCCACCACCACAAUCAGUCUCACUCCCCUGCCUCCGCUCCCACUGCCCACCACCACCACCACCACAACAAGUCUCACUCUCCUGCCUCCGCCCCCGCGCACUCACCAGCUAAGUCCCCGUCUUACCCGCCAACAAAGGCGCCUGUUCCAGCUCCUGCUCCUCAUCAUGUAAUGCCGCCUAGGAAGUUGGUGGCUGUUGAAGGUGUUGUUUACUGUAAGAAUUGUUCUUAUUCUGGUGUUGCUACUCUCACUGCCGCCUCCCCUCUUCCUGGAGCAAAGGUGGAGCUAAGAUGCAGGAACACAAAGUACUUGAUAAAGAAAGAAUCAACAACGGACAAGAAUGGGUUCUUCUUUCUUGAGGCCCCAAACCACAUCACCACUUAUGGGGCCCAUAAAUGCAAGGUCUUUCUAUUAGAAAAGCCCAAUAACAGUGGGCCAUGCUCCCAUGCAACCAAUCUAAAUGGAGGGAUUUCAGGGGCAUUCCUCUUCUUUAACAAAACCAUGGCCCCACCACCUAAGCCUUUGCCUUACUCUCUCUUCACUGUGGGUCCCUUUGCUUUUGAGCCUUCCAAGUGUUACAAACACUAGAAAGGGAUAUUUUUAAAAAAAAAAAAAAGUUUAAAUAUUUGAAAAGUGAAUUAUUUAGUUCCCCAUGCUUUUGUUGGUUUUUAUGAACGUCUAUUAAUGUAAUUUGUUUUAUGUAACGUUUUAUAUUUAUCUACUUAUCGUAUGCACUAUGCAGUAGAGAUUGGAAAGAGAAAAGAGAGAGAGGAUGAGUUCAGUUGUGUCAGGUGUAUUUCAGUAUUGUUUUAUGUGUUUUAGCGAGGAAGAAUAAUAACAUGGCAAAGAUGCAUGAUUAUUACUCACUUGUGUAUGGUUACUUUGAAAUUUGAAAGUGAUAUUAAUGUCAAAUGUUGUGGAAUUGGAAACAA
Messenger RNA from Chenopodium quinoa (quinoa), 1306 nucleotides. RefSeq names its product non-classical arabinogalactan protein 31-like. The coding region runs from base 36 to 962 and encodes 308 amino acids. The transcript has 2 exons. The record is from RefSeq and is a predicted model, not a curated record. NCBI's taxonomy places the organism in Eukaryota, Viridiplantae, Streptophyta, Magnoliopsida, Caryophyllales, Amaranthaceae.